Molecule: messenger RNA, 1764 nt
Organism: Coprinopsis cinerea okayama7#130
Lineage: Eukaryota; Fungi; Basidiomycota; Agaricomycetes; Agaricales; Psathyrellaceae
Exons: 2
Coding region: 1-1764 (587 amino acids)
Biological process (GO): box C/D snoRNP assembly; snoRNA localization; maturation of LSU-rRNA from tricistronic rRNA transcript (SSU-rRNA, 5.8S rRNA, LSU-rRNA)
Cellular component (GO): pre-snoRNP complex; nucleus
Source: RefSeq, a predicted model, not a curated record
AUGGAAGAUCCUCAGCCUUCCACCUCCCAAAUCACCGCUACAGACGAACCUUCGUCCUCGUCUCCAGCUUUCCGAAAUGCUACGCAGCCGACUCUCUGCUCUCUCUGUCCCCCGUCCUCCCGCCAACCAACCAAAUACACCUGCCCGCGCUGUCGCACCAAAACUUGCUCAGCCCCUUGUUCCAAAAGGCACAAGCAAGAAACGGGAUGCUCGGGUGAACGAAAUAAAGCUGAAUAUGUGAGCAUGAAGGAUUAUGGCUGGGGGGCGAUGAUGAGUGACUAUACGUUUCUGGAGGAGGUUGGGCGGAAGGUAAAGGAAGUUGGGAAGGAGAUUGUUGGAGGCGGCUACAUGCAUUCGUCUAUCGGGAAGGAGGGAGGAUUCGGUGCGGGCAUGAGAGGCAAAGAUGGAAUGAGAGGACAUCCGAGAGGAAGGGGGAGGGGAGGGGGAAAUGGGAAGACAAAGAGAGAUAUUUUCAAAAUGCAGAUGGAGGUUAGAGAUAUCGAAGUCGAUUUAUUACCCCUUGGGAUGAAGAGGAGGAAAAUGAACCAAUCGAGUUGGGAUUUCAAAAACCAAACUGGACUCGUGACGCUUGAAUUCAAAUUCCAUGCACCACGAGACCCUCUACUUCCCAAGCCAUCUACACCGGAGCCCCCGCUCGCACUUGUAACACACAGAAAUAGACUAGACCAGCCACUUCUCGCCAUCCUCCAGUCCCUCGCCAAGGACCGUUCCAAGAAGGAAUCUUUGAAAGGGAAACCAACGCAGAAUCCUUCGUCGUCGUCUUCACCAGAAUGGCUUAUGUCCAUGCUCGUGCCGAGCGAAGAUGACCCAGAAGGCUUCACACAACCCAAAUGUGUUAUGCGAGCUCCAACCGACCCUGUCCUCAUCCUCCAAAGCCUCAAAGAGGAGGCGGAGGAAAAGGAUAGGAAGUACGCUUCCGAUCUUGGAAAGACACUAUCAGCGCAACUAGACGCUUAUUCGAGGAGGCAACACGCAUGGAGCCAUCAUACACCUGCUUCCUCGACGGCUGAAAAAUCAACACCAGCUACCAAUAACGCUCUUAAACGCAGGAAGGGCGAACUCUCAUUCAAAUUCCCAAAAGUAUUCUACAACAUCGACCUUAAUCAACCCCUCUCCCAGUCGCUCAAGUACACCUCCUUCGUGGAGUUCCCGACAAUAGAAGUUUUCGAAGAAGGGGACGAGCGGUUCGGAGGGGUAAUGUUUGUUGAUCCCCAGGAUAGCGCGAAAGGGAGCUACUCAGCGGCAGCUUUGAAAGCAGCGGCGAGGGAACGACAAGAGCAGCAGCAACCGCAGGCGAAGAGACGAAAGUUGGAUCCGAAGGUGGGGAGGCAGAGGUUGAAGGGCUUGAUUGGCGACUAUGGAAGCAGCAGCAGUGACGGUGAAGGCGGAGAAGAGAACGUCGAGGAGGGCUCUCGAACAAAGAGGGCGAACGUUGCAGCACUGGUUGCAGAAUAUACCGCUAGCGAUGACGAAGGAGAUGAAGUCGCACCUCCCACACCUGCCUCUAGCGACGAUAAGGCGCCACACGGCGAUGUUGCGAUGAUAGAUGACGAUGAACUCGGCGACGAAGACGCGGAGGGAGAGGACGACGACGAGUUGGACCCCGCUGCACUUCUGGAACUCGUUCGCAAGGUGAAGGGAGAACAAUGGGCGAAGGACCAAGAAAACAUGGAGGACGAUGUUUUGGACUGGGAAGGGUCCGAUGCAGAUGCUGAGGGUGAGCCGGACGACGAAGACUAUUAG